Messenger RNA from Leptinotarsa decemlineata (Colorado potato beetle), 1933 nucleotides. Its product is annotated as synaptic vesicle 2-related protein. NCBI's taxonomy places the organism in Eukaryota, Metazoa, Arthropoda, Insecta, Coleoptera, Chrysomelidae. Gene Ontology annotation, molecular function: transmembrane transporter activity. Gene Ontology annotation, biological process: transmembrane transport. The record is from RefSeq and is a predicted model, not a curated record. Gene Ontology annotation, cellular component: membrane.
GAGAGAAGAAGACUUUGACAACCGGGGUUGGGUAAAAAUGUUAUCUACGUAAACAAAUUUUGAAUUUUGAUAUAUUUUUGAGAUGGUUUUAAAAAGGACGAAAGGUUACCAAGACAUAGAUGAGAAUAAUGGAUCUCUGCCGUCGACUGCUGGUUCAGAAUUGGAUCCAAGCAGUAUUAUACCACAAGAAAUUGAAAUGGCAUCCGUUUCUGUAGUACCUGAUGAUACCUUUACUGUGACGCAAGCUGUGAAUGCUCUAGGAUUUGGUUGGUUUCAAGUGAAACUAUCUUUGUGGACUGGUCUCUGUUGGAUGGCCGACAGUAUGGAAAUGACAAUUUUAUCUAUACUUUCUCCAGCCCUUCAUUGUGAUUGGCAUAUAUCUAGGUACCAGCAAGCCCUAACUACAACCGUUGUAUUCUUAGGUAUGAUGUUAUCUUCAACAUUUUGGGGUAAUCUAAGCGACAGAUAUGGCAGGAAACAUGCACUUACGUUGUGUGCGAUAUUGUUAUUUUAUUAUGGACUUUUAAGUGCUGUUGCACCUAGCUUUAUGUGGUUAUUGCUACUACGAGGUCUGGUAGGAUUUGCCAUAGGGUGUACUCCUCAAUCUGUUACCUUAUAUGCAGAAUUUUUACCCACAAAACAAAGAGCAAAGUGUGUUGUACUGCUUGAUUGUUUUUGGGCUUUGGGUGCAUGUUUCGAGGUAGCUCUAGCUGUAGUCGUAAUGCCUACCUUAGGUUGGCAUUGGCUGUUAGCUUUGUCUACAGGGCCAUUGCUUGCUUUUGCCCUGAUUUGUCCAUGGUUGCCUGAAUCUGCUCGAUUCCAUGUUGCCAGUGGUCAAACAGAAAAAGCUUUGGAAACUUUGGAAAAGAUUGCCAAAGAUAACGGCAAACCGAUGCUUCUUGGUAGGCUUGUUGUAGAUGAUUCAAUCACUAUGCCGCCACAUAGAGGAAGGUUUCGUGAUCUUCUGGUACCAUCUUUAAGGAUGACCUCUCUUUUGUUAUGGUUCAUAUGGAUGGCUUGUGCGUUUUGCUACUAUGGUCUUGUUUUAAUGACAACUGAGCUGUUUGAAACAUCAUCCAUCGUUUGUUCUGACAAACCGGUUCCAAUUCAGGCCUUAGAUACUUGUGCUGCAGAAUGUAAGCAGCUGCAAACCACAGAUUAUAUGGAUUUGUUGUGGACAACCUUGGCUGAAUUUCCAGGUAUUUUCAUCACUAUUGCAACCAUUGAAAGAUUUGGACGAAAGAAAACAAUGGCAGUUCAGUUUAUAGUAUAUGCUGUUUGUUGCUGUUUCCUUAUGGUUUGCACCGAAAAGAGAGUAUAUCUUACCCUUAUGCUCUUUUUGGCCCGUGGUAUCAUAGCUGGUGUGUUCCAGGCUGCAUAUGUUUAUACUCCCGAAGUGUAUCCAACCUCUCUGAGGGCUGUCGGGGUGGGCGCUUGUAGUGCUAUGGCCCGUUUUGGAGCAAUGGUAACUCCAUAUGUAGCCCAGGUGUUAUUAAAAUCGUCCAUCACAUUUUCAACAACUAUAUAUGCAGUGGCGGCCAUUUUGGCAGCUGUGGGCUGUCUGUUGCUGCCGAUUGAAACAAGUGGUCAGGAACUUACUGACAACGUCCAACAACAAGCCAAGGCAAAUUCGAAUAAACGAUGAGGGAAUUUUCGAACAGGGAAAUCGACAGAAAUACUCACUUUCUUUUUAUUUUCUGGAAAGACUUCGAAAUACUGCCUCAGUAUUAACUGCAGUUACUAAUGCUUUAAACCAAAGUUUCUCAUUAUUUUUAUACACUUUAUUUAUUGUUAUUUAUUAAUUUUGUAGUUGAUAGUUCUCAUAUGUGAUUAAUUUCGAACAAUGUUGGUGCUGGUUAAUUUUUUUUUGAUUAUUUAUAUCUUUAUACAAAAUAAUAAAAAUCAAAUAUAUCUGUGUUAAGGCUACCGAUAA